AUGGGUAAGCACGGCAAGAGCGGCACCCCGCUGAAAAUCAACCCGCGGCGGUCAAGAGGCAACUCGGAAUGCAUGGAAGAGCUCAACGCCUUCUUCACCUGCAUGGCCAAGUCCAUCGACGUGGAAGACAAGUGUGUUGCAGAGCGGAGAGCGCUGACCAAUUGCGCAACGGCAGCGGCCCGCAAGGGGAAGACUGCCAACACUAUCAACUAUCACUUGCAGAGGAUUAGCCGCAUGCUGCGGCGGUGA
This is a messenger RNA of Chlorella variabilis, 249 nucleotides long. RefSeq lists its product as hypothetical. The record is from RefSeq and is a predicted model, not a curated record. The transcript is spliced from 3 exons. Gene Ontology annotation, biological process: mitochondrial translation. Gene Ontology annotation, molecular function: structural constituent of ribosome. NCBI's taxonomy places the organism in Eukaryota, Viridiplantae, Chlorophyta, Trebouxiophyceae, Chlorellales, Chlorellaceae. The coding region runs from base 1 to 249 and encodes 82 amino acids.